CAUUGUUCGAGUCCGUCAUCGACUCCAGCAUCCCCUUAAAAAAAAUGAGAAAGUUAGCAUCGUAUAACAGCGUAUAAUGUUGCCAAAGCGGUAUGUUAACAAGGAAAGACCUCUAUCUAUCUACCCGUCUGUGCGCCAUGAAAUUCUAAUAAAGGUCAGUUGUAUGUACGUGUAGCUACAUUUAAACGAGUGUCGGCAUAUCGAUUGACGAAGUCACUGAAGUUGUGAAUCGUUCAGUCUUCGCGUGAGACCGAAGGUGUAUGUACGCGCAUUCUUUCUCUGCGAGACACAGGUCGUGCCACUUGUCAACGCCUGUUAACAAGUGACGAACAGGUAGUGUACUCAUAAAUGAAGUAGAGCUACGUUUAAUUAUAGAUCACGAUAUAUUAGCCGAUCAAACGGUUCUCAAGAAGCCAGGAACAUGUCCGUACAAUUGUAUUACUUCCCUCUGAGCUCACCUUGCCGAGCUGUGCUGCUCACCGUGGAAGCGAUCGGGCUCGAGAUGGAGCUAAUAGAAGUGAACUUAAUGGCUGGUGAACACUUGACGCCGGAAUACGAGGAGUUAAAUCCGCAGAAGACAGUUCCCUUCAUGGUGGACGACGAUCUCAAACUGUCGGAGAGUCGAGCUAUUAUGGCUUAUUUGGUCGACCAGUACGGCGAGAAUGACAGCCUGUAUCCGCAAAAUACGGAGGCGCGUGCUUUGGUUAAUCAGCGAUUGUACUUUGAUCUCGGCACGCUCAGCACCAGUAUAACCGGCUAUUACAUGCCUGUGUUUAAAAAACUCACCGAUACGUACGAUCCAACGGUUUUUGAAAGGAUGACGGACGCCUUUCGAAUCCUGGAUACUAUCCUCGAAGGGCACGAUUACGCGGCUGGGCCUAACUUGACGAUUGCUGAUCUCGCUCUGGUCGCGUCUGUGACUACAGCAGAGGCUUUCGGCUUCGAAAUGGAAGAAUAUAACAACGUUACUGAUUGGUUGGAAAGAAUAAAAACUACUGUACCUGGAUAUCAGAAGGCUAAUGGCGAUACAAUCGAAAUGUAUAAGCAAAUUGUAGAAGAGUCACGAGCCAACGAAGAAGAAGGAAAAGAAGAAGAGGAAGAAGAAAAGGAAGAAGAAGAGGAAGGGGAAAAGGGAGAAGAAGAAGAAGAGAAGGAAGAAGAAGAGGAAGGGGAAAAAGAGGAAGAAGAAGAGAAGGAAGAAGAAGAGGAAGGGGAAAAGGAAGAAGAGGAAGCAGAAAAGGAAGAAGAGGAAUGAAACAAUUUAAUAUUAUAUAAAAAAGUUUUGUUUUUCCAUUUUCUUCAAAUAUUCGAGUGUUUUAUGUAAAUAAGAGUGAUCGUAUUGCUUUUUCACAUACGAUGUUAGCAAUCCAAUUAGCAAUCAUAAUAUACAAAAUUUUAA
Molecule: messenger RNA, 1399 nt
Organism: Odontomachus brunneus
Lineage: Eukaryota; Metazoa; Arthropoda; Insecta; Hymenoptera; Formicidae
Product: glutathione S-transferase 1-1-like
Exons: 5
Coding region: 422-1255 (277 amino acids)
Biological process (GO): glutathione metabolic process
Molecular function (GO): glutathione transferase activity
Source: RefSeq, a predicted model, not a curated record